AUGGAGGAUAUUGCUUCCUUUCUUGUGUCUUCGUCCUUGGAUGAUGACACUUAUCCUGCGGUUUCUUUCCCUUCGGGGGAUAACGCAAUCAAAGUCAUUCCUUCUUUGAUGGAGGAUAUUGCUUCCUUUCUUGUGUCUUCUUCCGUGGAGGAUGAUACUGAUCCUGCGGUUUCUUCCCCCCUUGGGGAUAACGCUGAUCCUUCCGUCGUUGGUGGUUCGUCGGUUGGAAUUGGAUCUUUGGAAGUACCUCUUGUCUCUCCUGGUUCGGUCACCAGCGUGGAAUGGCCCGGUGUAGGUUCUGUCUCGCCCUCUCCGGUCUUUUCUUGCUCUCCUUCUGCCUCUCCCGUUGUGGGACCUGCUUCGUCUUCUUCGGUCUUGGCUAUUGGAUCAGCUUUGGAUGAGUUGGAAUCUCUCCCGCCCUCCUCUUCCUUCACAUCUGUGAAUUUGGCGUCUCCUCCUGGUUUUCCUCGGCCUUCUCUUUGGCUUUCUUCUGCUGGUGAGCCUUCUGAGGAAUUGCGCUCUCCCUCGCUCUCGCCUAUUCUCAGACAAGGGAAUCUCGCUUCGCCCGUUUUUCGUCCGCUUCGUUCCUUCCGGGAAAUCGUUGACGCCGCUCCCCCGUUGGCCGGUUUGUCUUUAUUGCCAAAGACUCCGGUGUGGUCUCCUGUUGCUUCGUCUUCUGCUUUGGAGGAUCCAAAGGUUGGAGAAAAAAGAAGAUCCUGCUUUCCUUCUCCCCGUUUUUCUCCUCGUCGCCGGGUAAUGUCUGUUCCUGCUGAGGACACGUUUUCUUUGCCUCCGCCCGCUCUUUCUUCUGGUGUCGGUGAUGUUGUGGCUUCUUCGCCUUCUCCGGUGUCUUCGGUUUCUUCUGCGGCCUCUGCGGUGACUUUUGUUGCCACCCCUUCUUCUUUGUUUUCUGCUGCUGCUGUUGCUGCACCUGCAGUUAUCGUUGCUUCUCCCCCUUCUCCUGUGCUUUCCGUUGCUGCUACAGUCAGCGUGGCCAGUGUUGCUUCCUCUCCUUCUCCCCGGCCUUUUUCUUCCUCUUUGCGUGUUGACGAGCCGGCAACCUCCCAUCCCAUGGUUCGCCGAACUCGUUUCUCCUACGUCGGAUCUCCCUGGGAAAACUUGGACCCUGAAAAAUUCAGGGAUCCAUUCAGCAGAACAGAGCAACAGGAACAGAGAAAAUGUUUUUUUACUCGUCCUCCUGGUCCAUCCAGGCUAUAA
Messenger RNA from Mucor mucedo, 1218 nucleotides. RefSeq lists its product as uncharacterized. The record is from RefSeq and is a predicted model, not a curated record. Bases 1 to 1218 code for a protein of 405 amino acids. The transcript is spliced from 2 exons. Lineage: Eukaryota; Fungi; Mucoromycota; Mucoromycetes; Mucorales; Mucoraceae.